CCCAUUCAAAGCCUUCACCCACACACCAAACCUCUUCUCUUCUUUAUCGCAUUGUCCCUCUCCACAGAAAUGCCUUCAUUUCUCCUCCUCUUUCUCUUCACUUCCGCCCUAUCGCCGCCGUCCUCAGCGACCACCACUGCCGAGUCCUUUGUCUACGGCGGCUGUUCCCAAACCAAAUACACUUCCGGUUCAACCUAUGAGUCAAAUCUCAAUUCCAUCCUCACCUCUCUUAUAAAUUCUGCCUCCUUCACAUUAUACACUAACUCCACCGUCGCCGGCGCCGGCGACGGCGACACUGUGUACGGACUGUUCCAGUGCCGGGGCGACCUCCAAAACGCGGCCUGUGCCAAGUGCGUGGCCCACGCUGUCGCCCAGCUGGGCUCGAUCUGUCUAGACGCGUGUGGUGGCGCGUUGCAGUUGGAGGGGUGUUUCGUGAAGUACGACAAUGUUAGCUUUUUGGGAGUGGAGGACAAGACGGUCGUGGUGAAGAAGUGUGGGGCGGUGAUGGGGUAUGAUUCUGGUGGGUGGGCUAGAAGGGAUGCGGUGUUAGCGUAUUUAGCGGCGGCGGAUGGCAGCGGUGGUGGAUAUCAGCCGUUUAGAGUGGGUGGGUCCGGGGAUGUUCAAGGGGUGGCGCAAUGCGUUGGGGAUUUGGAUGCUGGAGAGUGCCAGGACUGUGUGGUGACGGCCGUGGGACGGCUGAAGGCGGAGUGUGCGGCGGCGGGGUGGGGGGAUGUGUUCUUGGGGAAGUGCUAUGCGAGGUUUUCUCAUGGCGGUAUCCGCCCCCACGGCGGCGGCGGCGGAAAUGACGGUAGAAACACGGACGUGGAGAUAGAAAAAACUCUGGCGGUAAUAAUAGGACUCAUUGCUGGGAUUGCGUUCAUCGUUGUGUUCCUCGCUUUCCUAAGCCAUUACUGUGAGAAACGAAAAGGUGGCAAAUGAUGUGGAUGAUUCAACGAUCAGAUUUCCCCUCUGUGUCUUUUAAAUUCUUGUGUGUGUGUGUUUAAAAGAAACCCAGAGAGAGUAAUAUAAAAAGAAGUGAUGUAUGUGCAUGGCAUAAAAGGAUUGUUCAUGAACAAAGGAGAGAAUGAUUAUUUAUUCGACAUGUCGGACCCACCUCACCACUUAAUCUUGUAAAGGGGAUUCAUAUAUAUGUAUUGAGAAUAUUUCUUUUUGAUUGAAUCCCCUUUUUCUAUUUUUUUUUUCCUUUAUGAAAAAGAAUAUAUGCUCCUUGGUGGGUUGUUGUUC
Cucurbita moschata (crookneck pumpkin) is the source of this 1245-nucleotide messenger RNA. RefSeq names its product cysteine-rich repeat secretory protein 12-like. The record is from RefSeq and is a predicted model, not a curated record. Gene Ontology annotation, cellular component: plasmodesma. Bases 70 to 939 code for a protein of 289 amino acids. The transcript is spliced from 3 exons. NCBI's taxonomy places the organism in Eukaryota, Viridiplantae, Streptophyta, Magnoliopsida, Cucurbitales, Cucurbitaceae.